AUGGAUAUGGAAUACAACAACUUUUUGCACUACUCCACUCGGCUGCUGAUGUCCGACGUGUUGGGCGACGUCUACGUGGAACUGUCCAAGCAGAAGUCGGCAAACAGCCGGUUCAUGUUCACGCGGGCCCUGCUUCGCAAACAUAAAAUUCUGGUCCCGACGUUGGACGUCGACAUUGAGUACGAUCAUCCCAUCAUGUCGACGAGCCUCCGACAAAAUGGCAACGUGUUCUUCAAGGCCAAAUUGUACGCGGCCGCCGCCGACAUGUACACCAAGAGUUUGACGGGCUGCGAUCCGAGCACCGAGUACUACGCGCUCGCGAUGGCCAAUCGGUCGGCCGCGCACUUCCACAUGGGCCAGUACGAGCGGUGCCUGAAUGACGCGCGUUGUGCCUUAGGGUCCAAUAAUUACCCCUCCAAGCUCGCGUACAAGCUGUACGAGCGGGCCGGCCACGCAGAACGCAUGUUGGACCUCGUCGAACAGGCGAAGGAGAGCUACGCCAUUUGCCUGACACGACUGGACGAGUCGGACUUGUCUGUGGAGAAUAAACGGAAGUUCAGAACGGCGGUAGAAAAGGCUGCGACUGAGUGCGAGGAACUGCUGACUGAGCGGAAACGGACGAUGAAAACACCUCCCGUCGAACACCUGGUUGGUGGAAAAAACAAAAACAUUCCUGCACUAUCGGCCUUUGUGGAACUGAAGAUGUCUGAGAAUAUGGGACGUGGUGUUUAUGCCACCCGCGACAUUAACCCCGGUAAGUGA
Messenger RNA from Diuraphis noxia (Russian wheat aphid), 762 nucleotides. RefSeq names its product protein-lysine N-methyltransferase SMYD4-like. Gene Ontology annotation, cellular component: cytoplasm; nucleus. Gene Ontology annotation, molecular function: histone deacetylase binding. The record is from RefSeq and is a predicted model, not a curated record. NCBI's taxonomy places the organism in Eukaryota, Metazoa, Arthropoda, Insecta, Hemiptera, Aphididae.